AUUACUAAUUCGUUCCACUAAAAUACAGUUGUCCAAAAGCAACAAUUUCCAAUAAUUGAUUAGAUAAAUCUACAGUAUUAGUAUUAAAAUAUAAAUUUUAAUUUACUGCCACAAAAAACAGUCAAAUAAAUUUUUUUAUUUAUCUUUUUAAUUACCACUAUUAAUAUUAAUAUUUUCAACCUUUUUCUUGCUUAAUUAUUUUAUUACCCUUUAUUAAAAACCUUUCCCAAAUUCCCAUCUUUUCAAAAAGAACCCUCAAAAUAUACAUUAACCCCCAAGUGAAUAAACCCUUCUUCUUCUUGAAUCUCUGGUUUUUUACUAUCCCUUUUCACCUUCAUUCCCACCUCUUUGUCCCCUCUUUUCAAGAGGAGGGACUGAAGGGGUGCCCCAAAAAAUCCAUUUCAAGAUUGCAGGUUGUGGAAGGGAAGGAAGGAAGGAAGCAUCUGGUUUCUGCCAUCAAUCUAGUUUACUCAGGUGAUUUAAUCUAUCAGCUUACUUCUUUUGAUAUGUCUUUUCCGAGCCUAAUCUCUAGCUUAUGAAUCACUUGAACUGAUUGCUUUUAAUCUGUUCUUGGGACAAUUCGUUAUACUUUGAUGCCCUUUUAUAUCUGUUCAUCGGAUGUCGGAGUUCUUAUUUAUGAUGAAUCAAAAUUAACGUUUUGGUGGAUUCGGUGAUAUGGAUCAAAAUUUGAGUUUCGCUAAAAAAGAAAAGCUCUUUAUUAGGAAUGUCUUGUUAUUUUGUUUUCCUCGGCAUUUGAUUUUGGUUGAAGUUUUUUUAGUUUGGUGGAUGGUUUAGGUAAUAAUGGGGAAAAAGAGCAAAAAGAAGCUCAAAACUGGUCACAAGGAAAGAAAGGUUUCCUCUGCUUCACCUAGAGCUGCUCCUCAGCAAAGCAGCACUACUAGCAACAUUGAAGCUACUGAUGAUGUUGCCACUGUUAAGGAUAAACGUACUUGUCCGCAUCUUGAUAAAGGUGUUAAUUUGGAGAAGAUAUCUGCUAAAUUGAAGUCUUCAGAACCCAUUAAAUGUGAAGAUUGUAGGGAAAGUGGGGGACGAGCGGGCAAGGGGAAAGCUGCUAAGCAAGGAAAGAAGAACGGAGGAGGAGAGUCGAGAUCGAACUCUAAAGCAGUUUGGGUUUGUUUCGAUUGCGGUCACUAUUCAUGUGGAGGUGUUGGAUAUCCAGCUCCUCAAACUCAUGCUGCAAGGCAUGCGAGACAGGAGAAGCAUCCUUUGGCUCUCCAGUAUGGAAAACCUCGAAUCCAGUGGUGUUUCCUUUGUGAAAUGUUAAUUCACGUUGAAAAAUCAAAAGACGAGGUUGACCAGAAAGACGUGUUACAUGAAGUUGUAAAGAUGAUGAAAGUCCAGCCAUCUGAUUCCCCUGUAUCAGAUACAGGAGAUGUUUGGUCUGGUAACGCCAGUGUGACCUGUGGUGUGAUAUCAGAAAGCACUUAUACUUUAACUAGAAAAAGUUGUUAUUCCGUUAAAGGUUUGGUUAAUUUGGGUAACACCUGUUUUUUAAAUUCAGUCAUGCAAAACUUACUGGCCUUGAGUAUGUUGCGCGAAUAUUUUUGCAAAUUGGAAGGUUCCUUUGGACCUCUUACCGCUGCUUUGAAGAAGCUCUUUACUGAGACAUACCCGGAAUCAGGCUUGAAAAACGUUGUAAACCCAAGAUCUUUUUUUGGUUCUAUUUGUGCCAAGGCUCCUCAAUUUGGGGGAUACCAGCAGCAGGACAGCCAUGAGUUGCUUCGCUGUUUGCUUGAUGGUUUAUCCACUGAAGAAUUGAGUUCUAGAAAACUGGAUAAGUCUUUCCAAGAAGAUGGAAAAUCAGCUCCUCUAGUUGUGGAUGCCAUCUUUGGUGGUCAGCUCUUAAGUUCUGUUACGUGCUGGGAAUGUAAACACUCUUCAUUGGUCUAUGAGCCAUUUUUAGAUCUCUCGCUUCCAGUUCCAACUAAAAAGCCUCCUUCCAGAAAGCCGCAACAAACUGCAAGAGCCAAAAAGCCAAAAGCACCUCCAAAGAGAAAUUCAAGGAAUCGUCAAAAAAUUUUUAGAGAGACAGAUAAUCAACCUUCCCAGGAUGCUUCUGCGGAUGGGCAAUUGUCUUGCUCAAUACAAUCUUGUGCAAAUGUUUCAGGACAAACUGUGGUUGCUUCUGGUGAUUCCGCUUAUUCGGUUUGCAGUGACGCAGGGGUUACGGCUGAUAGCAAUAGUUUAAUGACUAACAGUCUUUCAUCUACCCAACUUGCUCAAUCCAGCAAAGCCUCUGAGAACGUUAUAACUUCUACAAGUGAUUGCUGGUUAGAUGUUCUUGAUGCUGAUGCGGAUAAAUUUUUUCAAAUGGAAGAUCCUCCAAUGGCUUUUGGUCCUCAGGGUGAAAAUGCUGUACAAGAUGAUGUCCCGAUGCAAGAUUCUUUGGAAUGCGGCGGGGAAAAUGUACCAAUACGGAUAGAUGCUGGAAAUUGCUCCUCCCAAGGUGCAUGGUUGGAUCAAGAAGAGCAAGAGAAGUCUUUAAAUGACCAAGCUAUCAAUUUGCCGCCAAUUGAAAAUUUAGCGAUCGAUGACUCUGGAGUAAGGAAUGUUAUUGAGGGGGAGGUAGAGGAUGGCUCAGGAUCUUGCAGUUUGUCUUGCUCCCAAAAUCUGGAUCUUGGGAUUGAAUCCUCAGAGAAAGUCUCAGAAGAGGAACCCCCAUUGCUGCUUCAAGAUUCUGAAGUUCUUUUGCUGCCAUAUAAAGAAGAUACAUUUGCUGCCAGUGAGAUGCCUGAAACAGCUCUAGGUAAUGAUCAUGAUACAGUGGAUUUUGAUGGCUUUGGAGACCUAUUUAAUGAACCUGAAGUAGCGAAUUCUAGUUUGAAGUCCUCUAAGAUUGAUAAUGCUUCCAAGGAAAAUCAAGGCUUAGGAGCUGGUUUUGGUGGAAAUGCCAGUGAGUCUGAGCCCGACGAGGUUGAUAACUCCAAUUCUCCAGUUUCAGUUGAGAGUUGUUUGUUACAUUUCACAAAACCAGAAAUUCUUCUAAAAAAGGAGCAUGCUUGGCAAUGUGAAAAUUGUUCAAAAGUUCUGCAAGAGCAAAAGAGGGAAUUAAGGAAGAAACUUCAGAAUUCUAUGUUACAGCACGUGGUUAAUAAUAAUGCUGAUACAAGCACAACAGGUAUGUCCCAUUUAUAUUGCUCACCAGGGGACUUGUCCCAACCUUCUGAGGUCGGGCAUUCUUGUAAUGGCAAUUCAGAAAGUGGAGUGCUUGAUACAUCUGUCAGCAGCGUAAUGUUAUAUGAUGGUGAAACUGAAGAUAAGAGGGCUUGUAUGCUUGAAACUGGUGAGGAAGCUGAUAGUAAUCCAGUGGCUUCCUGUUUGGCAGACCAAAACUGCGAGUUGGAAGCUCCUGCUUGUGAAUCAUCAUCCUCUCAGGAUGGCAAUUUCUCUAAUUUGAAUAACUACAGAAACUGUAACGGUUGCCAUGUUGAUGAACAGAAAUCUGAUGGAUUUUCUGAUUGUGAUGCUCGGAAGGAAGCAGUUCAGCCUGAAAAUCUGAGUUGCGAAGCAGAAAGAGAAGAUGAUCAAGAGGAAAAACAGGAGAGAGUCAAAGUGGAAAGAGAUGCAACUAAAAGAAUCCUUAUUAGCAGGGCCCCUCCAAUCCUAACGAUCCAUUUGAAGAGGUUCAGUCAAGAUGCUCGAGGUCGCUUGAGUAAAUUGAAUGGCUAUGUGCAAUUCAACCAUACUAUAGAUCUAAAACCAUUCAUGGAUCCAAGGUGCACUGCCGUCUUGAACUUGCUACUAAAAGUAGAAUUUCAUUCAUUUUUUAUUUGUUUUAGCUUCCUAUAGUUGCUGACCUGUUCCACGCUCUGAAAGAUGAUGCACGACUAAAUUUUCUUCCUUCUCAGUUUAUUUUUUUCUCCAUUAUUUCUUUUGUUUGUGUGUGUGGGGGAGGGGUUUAAAAAUUUGGAGAAGUAAACUUGUUAAAAUAAUCCUGCUCAGGUCAUUGGUAUCCAAAGACAAAGAUUGUGAUUUGAUUGCUUCAAGCUUUUUGGAGCGAGAGGAUAUAAGUGCAUUUUGAAUUCAUUUGAUAUAGUACUUAUAAGCUAAAUAAAGUGACAGCCUUUUGAUUGUUUCAUGAGCAAAGCAAUUGUAGAUAUGAAAUUACUAGACGAAAGAGCAGCAUGCAUUUGUUAAUUUCUUAUAAACGGUUAGAUGUGAAGAAAAUUCCUGCAUGGUUGAACACUUAAGUAUCAAGCAUGCUGGCACUAGGGCUAUUCUUGUUUAUCCCAAGCUGAAUUAGUUAUUAAAUUCUUGUCGAGCUGUACAUAUGAAUCUCUGUACAUUACUGAAGGGUAUGCUUUCGCAAAAUGUUUAUGUUCCCAUGGUUAUAAGGGUUUCCACUUUAAGAUUUUCGGGUGACUUGUAUCUAAAGCCUAGACAGGCUUUAGAUGUAGUAGAAUGAUUUAGGUCAGUGUAUCUUCUUGAUUACCUGCUCAGACCUGAUCUAGUUGUGAUUAUAAUUACUUGUUUUGAAGAUCUAUGAACAGACAAGAUCUGGUGCCCGUCUUCUUCACCAAUGUAUUUAAUACUUAUUCGGCUGUUCAGAUGCAUAAGAUAUCGUGAAGUCCUUGAUUGCCCUUAAUUUUAAAAGUUUUGAACUGUUUUUAUAUGUUCUCUUCUAUUACGAAGGCUUCAAGGGGUUCAUUUUUAUUCUCAAGUGAAUUCGAGAUCGUUAUUGCAAUAAUUUGUUAUUUCAUGUGCCUGCAAUACUUCAUCUUAUCUUGUUGUGUACUUUUGGUUGGUUGGUUCAUCCUCCUCUUUAAACCUGGUCCAAAGGGUUGACCAUAAGUGAAAGCCAAUCCCUGAUGAAGUGGGCUUGUUCAAAGGACCUGAGAGUUGCUGUGGUAGAGCAUAUUCUUUGUCAUUUCAGAAUAAAUGAUGGUGUACUAAAACAUUGAAAAUGAGACCAAAACAUUGACUCUUUUCCAUUCUGAUUAAUGGCUUUACCAUUAGCACAAGUCAGACAUUUUUUUUGUGGUCUAAAGGUGUUGACAUUUCAAGUUUACUGUCUCUUUUCACCAGAGCUGAGCCAAAAAUAAAAUCUGUGCAAGUUAAAAAUUGUUUAUUAUCUCAAUUUUCCAUCAUAGCGAAGGUUGUUAAACCCUAGGUAUAAAUUGGUUCUCUUGGAGUUGAGUUUUUCUACACGUUUGCGUCUGGGGUUUUGAUUGUUUUGUUGAUUUAAGCAGCUAAUGUUGUGAUCUUGAUAAGCAACAUGUUAUUGUUUUUUUAUGUUAGCUUUCGUUCCUUCAUAUUUAAGAUGCAACUAUGGCUGAAUUCUCAGCCCUUAUAAUUGUGUUUUGGGAGCAGAAAAAUAGUGUUUCAUGGUUACUGGUAUUAAGUAGUUCUGUUGUAUGAUUUUCCAGCUAACGUGUUGGUGCGGUUCCAUGAACUCAUUGCUGUUAUUAGAAUGAAGUUUCAGUAUGAUCCUGAAACUUUAUGAGCAGUUGAGGAUGAACUGGGAGUACUUGAAUUUGAUUCAUGUCCUAGUAAUAUGUUUAUUGUCUCAUUGUCUUUUAUUUUAAGUCCAAUAUCUAUGUGUCCCUCGUAGCUUUGGCUGCACCACCUGUGUUUUGAGGUAGUGAAUUCUCUCAAGAGUUGAUUUAAAUUCUGUUAUUCAUCGUGAUGGAUGUUUGUUGCAAAAACUAGAAGUAGAAUGAUGAUUUGGCAGUUGUUUCUCUUGGAUUGUAGAAUCAGAUCUCUUUUUCGGUGAAGGUAAUGGAGUCUCAUAGUGUGUCUAUUUCCUUCAAAUGCGCAUCUGACUAAUAUGUGGUUCCUUUUUAUUCCCCCUCCCCUUCUUUUUUUUUUUUUUUUUUUUUUAAGGAGAAUUAAAGUGAUUGUGGCAAGAUUUGUAUAACUUGAUAUUCACACGCAUGACAUAAUUCCUUGGACUCAAAAGCUCAUCUGUUGAACCUUCUGUCGUUCAGUGCUCAGGAGGCUCAUUAUUUGAACCAAAAUCUGUUUCUGUUUAGAAUUUGGAGCCUCAGGUCGAUAAAUAUCAUAGCUGCUAUUCAUAAAAGUAAAUCAAUUGAAUGUUGCAUUUGCUCGAACUGUUACUUUUGGAAUAUAUUGUAUCUUACGUGGCAACUUUGUGCAUUGUAUUCUAUAUAUUUGACCUUUGGUACCAGCGCUGGCAUCAAAAUUUUGAAUUGGAAAGUUAAACAUGCUACAUGGGGCAUCCAUCAAAAUUAUCAUAAAAGGUUAUUGUCCUCUCAGCCCCAUGAACUUUUUGUCCAGUCCUAUGCAAUGAAAUUAUGAUGAUGUUAUUUUGCUGUUCACUGUUGGAGAAUCUGGUAGCUAGGUUGAUUGUGUAGCAGUUAUGACCAUCCUAUAGAAACUUAAGAUGAAUUAAUGCAUUUGUAGCUAAUUCCUUAAUCUAUGCUAAAAUGAAUGUGGCGCAGUGGUCUGCUAUAAGAUUCUUGGAAGAAUACUGGGCUGAGUUUGGUAUUUGUAUAGAUUGUGAUGCAACAUUUAAAGUUGCUGAUUCUUCUUUUUACCUAAGGUUACUUGGAUAUUCUUUGGCAAAGAUCUUUGGGCUGAAUUCUUAAUGAUGGCACCAUUUUCAUUUGGUUACACUUUUCAACUAAUUGAAACUAGAUAUUUUCUGUGUAGCAAUGUAUCAAACAGUGUAAAUGGCCUCUUAAUCUUUGUCGUGUUUUUGUAUAGUUCUGUGGAGAGGGACAACAGCAAGUACCGAUUAGUUGGAUUGGUUGAGCAUUCUGGAACAAUGAGGGGUGGACACUAUGUUGCAUAUGUGAGGGGACAACGAAAGAACCCUGCCGGACCUGAGAAUGAGGGUGGAGAUUAUGUGUGGUAUCAUGCAAGUGAUGCCUACGUACGAGAGGCUUCUUUAGAUGAAGUUCUACGAGCCGAGGCUUACAUCUUGUUCUACGAGAGAAUCUGAAAUAGAUCGAUAUACUAUUUCGGUAUUCCUUUUUGUCUGUCCUUUAGUUUCUUACACCUUUGUUCUUCUUUUCUUCUUUUUCGAAUUCAAGUUUUGGUGGAAAGAAACACACCACUAGAGGGAAACACAGUAGUAGAAUGUACACAUGACAAUGAGGAAAUAUUCAUUAUUCAAUACAAAUUCUUUUUUGCCAUGCAAUGAGUUCAUCAAUG
Oldenlandia corymbosa var. corymbosa is the source of this 7137-nucleotide messenger RNA. The record is from the annotation of a GenBank genome assembly. Lineage: Eukaryota; Viridiplantae; Streptophyta; Magnoliopsida; Gentianales; Rubiaceae.